GUGUCAAAAAGAAGUGGCAAAAAUGGGAAUAAUGUUUCAAAUUGAGGAUAAAAGAGCCACAAAUCAUCACAGAAGAGCCAUCACUGGGUUAGAUCAACUCAGAGCUCAGGAUUAGACUCAGAGUCUGUUGAACCUCCUUCGUGAAACAGUUACCUGGGCACACCUACAUGUGAAAUAAAACUACCCAAACAGCCUCUAUAAGCAUCUUAAAGGAACCGUGCCAUCCACCAAAAUGUCUUUUCAAUAGAACCAUCCUCAUCCUCAUCCUCUUCCUCUCCCUUGAUGACCUCUACAGCUGACUAGUCCUCUUCUUCCUCUGUGUCUGUUCUGCUUCAUCUUCAUGUCUAACGCCUGCAUCAGCCACUUUAGGCCUCUCCUACACUCUCAGAUGGCUGAUGUGUUUCUCACAUUGACUUUGACCUGCAGGAGGAUGAGUGAGACUAACUGGUAGCCAGGGUGUUGAACUUUCAAGGCCAGUGUUUCUGUGAACCAAGUGUGCUGAAUAAUGACGUUUCAGUUUAGUGAGAGCAGAGUUGUACUUGGAGUUAGCUUCAAAUUCUCACGCCUGUGUCCACAGCUCUGUGUUUGAGUGUUUACUGUUGAGAUGAUCUGGAAGAAGAGUUAAAACUUAACAGAUGUAGAGGAGAAGCUGCAGUGAAAAUCAGUUGGUGAUUUUGUUUAGCAGAACCACGUCAGCCAGACAACGUGGGAGAGCUUUCUGUGAACACGUUCAGAGGACUUUUAAAGGGAUUUGGAGAGUUUUUUUUUAUAAAAUGUCUCACAGAGAGAAGUCAUGACUGACAAAUCUGCUGUUUUAGAGAACUUCCUGAGCUACCACGUGUGCUCGGAGACUUUCAAAGAUCCCGUGUCUCUGAGCUGCAACCACAGCUUCUGUUCCAGCUGCCUGAAGGAAUUCUGGGAAAAAGCUCAGAACAAAAACUGUCCCAUUUGUAAAAGAAAAUGCUCAAAGGAUAACCUAAUAGUGAACUUUGGUCUGAAGGAACUAGCCGACUCUUUUGCUGGCAGACAGAAAGAUGGAUCAUCUGAGGCUGAAGGAGAGAAGAAGGUGGAGCUGGUGUGUCAGAAACAUCCAGAAGAGCCCAGAUUAUUCUGUAAAGAUGAGGACAGAGUCCUGUGUCCUGUCUGUGAGUUUUCUCUUCACCACAGUCACAAAGUGGUUCCUGUAGAAGAAGCCGUCAGUGAGGUGAAGGAGCAGCUGAAAUCUGACUUAAAGUCUCUGCAGGACAAGAGAGACCAAUACCAACAAACAGAGAAGACGUACCAUGAAAUGAUCCAACACUCCAAGAAGCAGCUGGUGUGGAUGGAGAGGAAGAUCAGAGCAGAGUUCAAGAAUCUCCAGCAGCUCCUGAAAGAGGAAGAGGAGUCCAGGCUGGCGGCUGUGAGGGAGGAAGAGGAGACGAAGAGGAAGACGGUGAGCAGAGAGAUGAAGAAGAUUCAGGAGCAGAUCUCCUCUCUGUCUCAGAGUAUCGGUGCUGUUGAAGAAGAGCUGCAGAAACACAGCGUGUCCUUCCUCAGCAGUUAUAAAGACACUCAGAGCAGAGCCAGAGCCCGCUGCUCCGUGUCCCAUCCACAGCUGGUCUCCGGAGCGCUGAUCCAUGUCAGCAAACACGUUGGCAACCUGUCCGUCCAAGUGUGGGAGAAGAUGAGGGACAGGCUCAGCUUCAGUCCGGUCAUUCUGGACCCAAACACUGCAAACAGCUGUCUCUAUCUGUCUGAUGAUCUGACCUCUGUGAGAAAUGGAGACACAAAGCAGCAGCUUCCUGAUAAUCCAGAGAGAAACACUAAAUAUAGCACUGUUCUGGGCUCUGAGGGCUUCAGCUCAGGGAAACACAGCUGGGACGUGGAGGUGGGAGACCAUCCUCGCUGGAAUUUGGGUUUGGCUAAAGAGUCAGUGGACAGGAAGGGAGAGAGAUCAGCUUCACCAAAAUAUGGAAUCUGGUGUUUAUUGUAUGAAGAUGGAAAAUACACAAAUGGUCUCAAUAAAACUGUCAGAGUGAAGAAGAGUCCUCAGAGGGUCCGAGUCCAGCUGGACUAUGACGCUGGGAAGGUUUCCUUCUACGACUCUGAAGACAUGACUCACAUCUACACUCACAGAGACACUUUCACUGAGAAACUCUUCCCUUAUCUUCAUGUUGUAAACUCUGGUGAUGCUAAAACAUCAGAAAUCCAAAUCUGUCCCCAUCAGAUGUCUGUGAUGUUCAUGGAGGGCGCCGAGGUCUGA
Cheilinus undulatus (humphead wrasse) is the source of this 2242-nucleotide messenger RNA. RefSeq names its product zinc-binding protein A33-like. The record is from RefSeq and is a predicted model, not a curated record. Gene Ontology annotation, molecular function: protein binding; zinc ion binding. The coding region runs from base 794 to 2242 and encodes 482 amino acids. The transcript is spliced from 2 exons. Lineage: Eukaryota; Metazoa; Chordata; Actinopteri; Labriformes; Labridae.